Molecule: messenger RNA, 2580 nt
Organism: Diospyros lotus (date-plum)
Lineage: Eukaryota; Viridiplantae; Streptophyta; Magnoliopsida; Ericales; Ebenaceae
Exons: 7
Coding region: 1-2580 (859 amino acids)
Source: RefSeq, a predicted model, not a curated record
AUGGAGCUGAAUAAGAGUUGGAUUAACAUAUCAAACAGGCUAGAUUCUCGAUACGAACAAGGAAUUCAGGAGUUUAUUCAGUUUGCCUAUAGACAUAAGUCUCCUGGAGCAAGCAUAUAUUGUCCGUGUAUUAAAUGUGUUAACAGAUAUUUUCAUAAACGAGAUGUUGUGGAGGAACAUCUCAUUCUGAAUAGGUUUGACACUAAUUACAUAAUAUGGACGGUUCAUGGAGAGUUAUAUGUGCCUCGUCAUAGUCGAGAAGAAUUUCAAGAUCAGGAAUGUAAUAUUGGAGAUGAUAUGGUGGGAAUGAUACAUGAUGCACAUGGAGUUCCCAUAAACAAUGCUGGAAGUAGUGAAGAAGCUACGAGAUUCUAUGAAUUGUUGGAGAAGGCAGAAACAGAGUUAUGGCCUGGUUGUAAGAACUUCACGACAUUAUCAUUUAUUGUUCGUUUACAACACUUGAAGGUAUUGGGUGGGUUGUCGGAUAAAAUAUUUGAUAUGUUGCUUGAGUUGUUGAAUGAGGCAUUUCCAGAAGGAGUGUCAUUGCCACGAUCGUAUCGGGAGGCUAAGAAAUUGAGUGAGGAUUUAGGUUUUAAGUACUAUAAGUACGAUGCAUGCCCUAACAAUUGUAUGCUCUUUUGGAAAGAUGCAUCAAAGUUGGACAGAUGUACUUUUUGUGGAGAGUCAAGGUAUAAAGAAUACGAGGUGCACGUGGACGACGAUAUAACGAAGAUGAAAAAAGUCGCUUCUAAACAAGUACGACACUUUCCUUUGAUUUCGAGACUGCAAAGAUUGUUUAUGUCUAACAAAACAGCAUCGUUAAUGAGGUGGCAUGAAGAAGGUAGAACAAAGGAUGGUAUAAUGAGGCACCCUGCUGAUUCAUUAGCUUGGCAAUCUUUUGAUGAACAACAUCCAAAAUUCGCUGAAGAUAGUCGCAAUGUUAGACUUGGGUUGGCUUCUGAUGGGUUUAAUCCGUUUCGAACAAUGACCAUUAGAGACAAUAUUGAUGUGUUUCUGCAACCGUUGAUUCAAGAGUUACAAGAAUUAUGGAACGAAGGGAUAGAAACUUAUGAUGCUUCAAGAAAAGAAAUGUUUCACAUGCAUGCAACAUUGUUGUGGACGAUUAAUGAUUUUCCUGCGUAUGCUAAUUUAUCUGGAUGGAGUACUCGAGGAAGAGUUGCUUGUCCUUGUUGCAUGAAAGAGACAGAGUCCAAAUGGUUAAAACAUGGUGGUAAGUUUUGUUAUAUGGGUCACCGUAGAUUCUUGGAGGACAUGAGUCAUCAUUUUCGGUUAGACAAGAAGAAUUUUGAUGGAACUAUUGAAAAUCGUGUUGCUCCUCCUCAGUUAUCUGGCUACGAUGUAUUCAAAGAUGUUGAAUUUGUUAAGAAGAUGUAUGGAAACCGUGAGAAUUCUGGCGCUAGUGUUGGGAGAGGAAUGGGUGGUUGGAAAAAACAUAGUAAAACAAAGGACAACUUGAAAGCACGUCUUGAUUUGAAAGAACUAGGGAUAAGAAAAAAGUUACAUCCUGAAGAUCGUUUGGGUGGGAAGAAGUAUUUACCUCCUACAUCUUUCACGUUGAAUCGAGAACAAAAACAUCAUUUGCUUCCAUUGGCAAUUAGGAGGGUGUUCAAGAGGAAGUUCUUAUUGACAUUGAAAAAGUAUGUAAGGACUAGAAGUCAUCCAGAAGGAUCUAUUGCUGAAGGUUAUUUGGCAGAAGAGUGUUUGACUUUUUGUGCAAGGACACACUUACAAUCCAUUAGAUUGGAAAGAAGAGGUGCCAGCAAUCGUGAAAUUACACAAAAACACCAUGAAAACUUCCCAUUAUGGUUUCAAAAACAUGUUUAUGAAUUGCAAGUAAGUGGUCACAAUGUACCCAAUGAAGUGAAAACAUUAGCUGCUGGGCCUCACUCAUGGGCAUGGAAGUAUUCUGGGUACAUCGUAAAUGGAUUCAAAUUCCACACGAGGCGUCAAGAAAGGAGAAGAAUGACUCAAAACAGUGGAGUAUUACUAACUGCAAAUACUGAAAGUUAUGCUAGUUCAAAAGAUAAACGUCCUAUCAGUGGUGAUGUUACCUUUUAUGGAGUCCUAACAGAUGUUGUUGAGAUACGAUACUCUAACGAAUUCAAAUUUGUUUUGUUUAAGUGUGAUUGGGUUGACAAUAACAGAGGGAUGAAGGUUGACAGUUUGAAUUUCAUAACUGUAAAUUUUAAUUGUUUAAUGUAUCAAGAGAAUAAACCAACAGACGAACCUUUUAUACUUGCAACUCAAGCAUCACAAGUGUGGUAUGUGGCUGAUCCUCUUGAUGAAGAAUGGCACGUUGUCAUGAAGAUGACACCUAGAGAUUUGUAUAACAUGGGUAAAAGAAAUGUGACAGGGAGUUGUGAUGAGGAAGAUGCUUUAAUUAGUAAUCAUGUUGAAAUCAACAAUGAUCAGUCCUUACAUGCAGAGUUAGGAGAAUCUGAUGAAGAUUACUCUUCUGGAGAAUCUAAUGAGGAUGGUAUGCUAGUUGAUAUAUCAGAUGACGACGACAAUUCCAUUCCUUAUACUGCACAUAGUGAUGAUAAUGAUUUCAAAUAUUGA